This is a messenger RNA of Cordyceps militaris CM01, 411 nucleotides long. RefSeq lists its product as uncharacterized. Bases 1 to 411 code for a protein of 136 amino acids. The transcript has a single exon. NCBI's taxonomy places the organism in Eukaryota, Fungi, Ascomycota, Sordariomycetes, Hypocreales, Cordycipitaceae. The record is from RefSeq and is a predicted model, not a curated record.
AUGUCCUGCAUCUCUCGUCAAGCGCUUCGCGCUAUAGUGCCUACCAGGCCAACGAUUAGCCUCGUCUCUAGCCGCUUUCUCACCACAACACGCUCCAACGCCAACACCAACACACGUGGCAGCAAACAAAGCGACUCUGAUCGCGCUGUCCAUGCGAAUACCACUGGCAGCCGCGCGAGCCCCAAGGGUGCCACCGGAGGAGGAGCGCCCUUGGCCAGCACAGCUCCCGGCGCGCCAAACAGGCCAAAGGUCUUCAGUUCGGAUAUGCCGAGUGAUGGGGGGCCCAACAAGCUGAGCAAGGAGCAAAUCAAAGAGGUGGACGAUCACAACGCUGCGUUUGAGAAGACGAGCGAGGAGCCCGCGCAGAAGGCGGACGACGGCGCGGAAAAGACGACAAAACAGCGGCGGUAG